Molecule: messenger RNA, 2979 nt
Organism: Oncorhynchus tshawytscha (Chinook salmon)
Lineage: Eukaryota; Metazoa; Chordata; Actinopteri; Salmoniformes; Salmonidae
Product: mannose-binding protein-like
Exons: 5
Coding region: 1504-2262 (252 amino acids)
Cellular component (GO): multivesicular body; rough endoplasmic reticulum
Source: RefSeq, a predicted model, not a curated record
GCUGUUAUGCCUAAAUUCUUUUUAGAGUUUCCUUAACACAGAAGAGGACGCUGUUAUGCCUAAAUUCUUUUUAGUGUUUCCUUAACACAGAAGAGGACGCUGUUAUGCCUAAAUUCUUUUUAGAGUUUCCUUAACACAGAAGAGGACGCUGUUAUGCCUAAAUUCGACCCAAAACCAACAAAGGCUGCAGUGUUGAGAGCGGUUGUAGGGAACCAAUCAAUAUGUCAAGAAAAGCUCUAAACCAUGCCAGCCCACACUUCUUUUCUAUCUAGUACGAGACAGAACUGUGUGUUAUAUGGAUCCAAGCUGCUAGUUUUUUAUCUGCAGAAAUUGUGCCCACUGGGGGAGCAAAUCAACUUGGUUGAAUCAACUUUCAUUUUAACCCCAAAGAAUCUGUGAUGAUGUUAAAUCAAUGUGGAAAACUGAUUACUUACCUACUGUUCACCUAAUGCCUUUUUUUGCACUGUUGGGUAGAGCCUGUAAGUAAGUAUUUCACUGUUCACCUGUUGUGUUCAGCGCACGUGACAAAUAAACUUUGAUUUGAUUUGAUGUGGAAAAGUGAUUGGAUUUGCAAAAAGGCAUCAAUGUAAGGCAGGGGACUCCAACCUUUCCAGCUCGAGAGCUACUUUAAAAAAAUGUGUCUUAAGCUACUCAUUUUAUUCUAGUUUUCAAACAGGAACAUCCUUCUCUUCUUCUCUCCUGUGAAACUCUUCCCCAAGUCCUUAGUGUACAAGAUAAAGUAAUACACUGUUUUCUGUCAAUAUACCUGGUCAAAUAAUGGUUAAUAAACCAUGCUAAGGUGGGCCCCCCAAAUUCUGUUUUAGAUUUUUCCAAAUUAUGUUUUCAAAAUGUAUUUAUUUUUCCUGGUUUUAGAUUUUCUUUGUUUUUCACUAUCAGAAUUACAAUUGUUAAUAGAGAAUUUUUUUUUUUAAAUGUUGUGAGUCCUUGUCAAUGCUUGAAUCACAUCAGAAGUAAAACAUUUAGGUAUGGUCCUUUAGACACCAAGGGGUGCACAUUUUUGUUUUUGCUACGCAGCUGAUUCAGCUGAUUCAGAUGAUCAAAGAUGGAUGACUAGUUGAUUAUUUGAAUCAGCUGUGUAGUGCUAGGGCAAAAAACUAAAUAUACAACCGUUUGGGUUACGAGGACAGAGUUUGAGAAACGCUGAGCUAAAAUAUCUACAUUUGUUAGUUUUCUUCCAGACCUGAAAUGUUUGACAAAAAAAUUGGUCACUCUCCAGAAGGGUCAUGGCUAGAAGGGAUCCAGCUUUUGUCAAAUGUACGUCAAAGGCUAUCAUCUGUCCACUAAUACUGAACUAGUAUAGGCCCAGUGCACUACUUUUGUGAGAAAAAUAAGUGUCAGAUGUUUUGUAUUUUUUAUCAAUAAAUAAAACAAUAUUCUGUUUUUUGUGGCGGUGCUGCAGAAAUCCUAUGGCCCAGUGCAUAUUUCUGCAGGCAAGAAGGAGAGGCUAUAAGGACAUUCCUGACCUGCAAAACAGACCACUCGAUGGCGAUGCCCCGGUUGUUUCUCAACAUUCUGCUGACCUCACAAUUGACUGUGUUCCUGCCAAGUGAAGCCCAAAAGCAAACCCCUCCCCCUCACACUUCCAGCCUGAGCUGCCCAGCUUAUCCCGGUGUCCCUGGCAUACCUGGUCAUAACGGUCUGCCUGGGAGAGAUGGGAGGGACGGGCAUGACGGAGUCACAGGACCCAAGGGAGAGAAAGGACACCCUGGAGGAAUAGGGGUACAGGGACCCCCUGGUGAUGUGGGGCCAGCUGGACCUAAAGGGGAGAUAGGGGAGUCAGGAGAUGCAGGAAGCAACAGUGUGAUCAGCCAUUUACUCGCUGAGAUCCAACAGCUCAAAGCCAGACAGGCUAAUCUUGAGAAAGCUGCAAGCUUCAGGGUCUUCCAGAAGGCAGGGGACAAAUAUUUAGUGUCCAAUGGAGUGCUGGGGAGUUUCGAUGAAGGUUUGAAGUUCUGCAGCAACGUUGGUGCGACACUGGUCAUGCCAAGGAAUGAUGUGGAGAACCAAGCUCUUUCCAAAUUCAUUGUUGGUGCUUCUUAUGGUUUCCUGGGAGCAACAGACAGGAAAACAGAGGGUGUUUGGGUAGAUUUGAAUGACGAGCCACUGACGUAUCUGGACUGGCACAGUGGGGAACCAAACAGUGGAGGUAAUGGUAUAGAAGACUGUAUUGCAACAACAACCUCUGGACCUUGGGUUGAUAUUACCUGUGAUGCAAACAUUGUUAUAAUAUGUGAAAUUUAAACAUUUAAAGAUGGGAUUUUUUUCCCAUUAAAUCACUGACCUACAUUUUGAUUGCUAUUAAAUGAAUAUUCAAGCAAAUUAUCUUACCAAAUCUUACAAGGCAAUACUAAUAUAUCACAACCAUCCAGCAGACACUGUUUAUGAGAGCUGCAAAUUCUUUACAGACGGUCAAUAAAAUGAAUAAAAAAGAGCAAGGAAUUGUGUGUUUCUCUCUCGGACCAGGUGAUGUCCAUGUUUGUUUAGUGUGGCGGUUUGACAACCAGGACCAGGUGAUGUCCAUGUUUGUUUAGUGUGGCGGUUUGACAACCAGGACCAGGUGAUGUCCAUGUUUGUUUAGUGUGGCGGUUUGACAACCAGGACCAUUUGAUGUCCAUGUUUGUUUAGUGUGGCGGUUUGACAACCAGGACCAUUUGAUGUCCAUGUUUGUUUAGUGUGGCGGUUUGACAACCAGGACCAUUUGAUGUCCAUGUUUGUUUAGUGUGGCGGUUUGACAACCAGGACCAUUUGAUGUCCAUGUUUGUUUAGUGUGGCGGUUUGACAACCAGGACCAUUUGAUGUCCAUGUUUGUUUAGUGUGGCGGUUUGACAACCAGGACCAUUUGAUGUCCAUGUUUGUUUAGUGUGGCGGUUUGACAACCAGGACCAUUUGAUGUCCAUGUUUGUUUAGUGUGGCGGUUUGACAACCAGGACCAGUUGAUGUCCAUGUUUGUUUAGUGUG